Callorhinus ursinus (northern fur seal) is the source of this 743-nucleotide messenger RNA. RefSeq names its product S100 calcium binding protein A9 (gene S100A9). Gene Ontology annotation, biological process: astrocyte development; autocrine signaling; peptidyl-cysteine S-nitrosylation. Gene Ontology annotation, cellular component: cytoplasm; nucleus; extracellular exosome. The record is from RefSeq and is a predicted model, not a curated record. NCBI's taxonomy places the organism in Eukaryota, Metazoa, Chordata, Mammalia, Carnivora, Otariidae. Gene Ontology annotation, molecular function: calcium ion binding; calcium-dependent protein binding.
UCAGGGUUACCACACUGCUCACCCGUGAAGCAAUCUUCCCACGGGAGCUGGGUAUCUGGCCAGAAGCUGCCUAUAAAUGUUGGACACGCACGGCGCUGUCAAAUCCCUCUGUGUGGCUCCUUGACUUGGCUUGUGGGAGGUGUCAGCGGAGCUCAGCAGCCUCUUCUUCUAAACACCCAAACCCUCGCUGGUCCACUCCUCAGACAGAGUGCAGGAAGAUGGCGGACCAGAUGUCACAAAUGGAAUGCAGCAUCGAGACCAUCAUCAACAUCUUCCACCAGUACUCUGUGCGGCUGGAGCACCCGGACAAACUCAACCAGAAAGAACUGAAACAGCUCGUGAUAAAGGAGCUGCCAAACUUCCUCAAGAAGCAGAGGAAGAAUGACAAUGCCAUAAACAAGAUCAUGGAGGACCUGGACACAAAUGGAGACAAGGAGCUGAACUUCGAGGAGUUCUCCAUCCUAGUGGGUAGGCUGACGUUCGCCUCCCACGAGGAGAUGCACAAGACCGCCCCUGAAGGAGAAGGCCACAGCCACGGGCCAGGCUUUGGGGAAGGUGGCCAGGGCCACUGCCAUAGCCACGGUGGCCACGGCCAUGGCCACGGUGGCCACGGCCAUGGCCACAGCCACUAAUCGGGAGGCCAGGAUACCCUGCCCCUGCCCAACUAGGGCCACAGAGAAGCCAAACUGCCUUAGCUGGGGGAUUGGGGAAUGGGGGGCAAAAUAAAGUCUUCCUCCAAGCCA